AAAAGGAAAGUAUUUUGAUAAUGAAAUCAUUGGAAACACCUCCCACUCUGUUUACUCGUGUGAAAAUGGGUGGGUGCACAGACGUCUGUUUCUCUCUCACAGCUUAAUUCACUCUUACACAUACGAGCACUGACAUGGCAGCUGACCAGAGAAAAGAACCAGGCGUUGUGAUUAAAGACGGCUGGUCAGGUUACAGUUUGGAGCUGUUUAAUUAUCCUGAGCAUUAUCGGGGUGAUCUGGAGUGUGUGUACAUCCCUCAUGGAGUCAUCAUGAACAGGAUUGAGUGUCUGGCCAGAGACAUCCUUGAAGACAUCGGACAUCAUGAUCUGAUGGUUCUGUGUGUUCUGAAGGGAGGAUAUAAGUUCUGUUCUGACCUGGUGGAGUCGAUUAAAGCUCAGAGCCGCAGCGCCAACAGAAGACUGACUACCAGAGUAGAGUUCAUCCGCUUCAAGAGCUAUCUGAAUGACCAGUCCACUGAAGAUCUGCACAUAAUUGGACCAGAUGACCUCUCCGUGCUGAAAGGCAAGAAUGUCUUGAUUGUGGAGGCAAUAGUGGACACAGGAAAGACCAUGAGAGCCCUUCUACAGCACGUGGAGACUUUCCAGCCCAAAAUGGUUAAAGUUGCAGGGCUGCUGGUGAAGAGGGUUCCUCACGGGGCGGCGGAGCUCCCAGACUAUGUUGGAUUUGUCAUUCCUAAUCGUUUUGUGGUGGGUUACGCUCUGGACUACAACGAGUACUUCAGAGAUCUCAAUCACAUCUGCGUCAUCAGUGAGACGGGGAAGCAGAAAUAUAAAGUGUGAAAGAACUCCUUUCAAGAGGAAUGGACAUUUAUAUUACCAUAACAGAUGAAAACCUUGUUGUGACAAAAGAUUACUGUAACACUUGCUGAAUUAUGUUUGAAAUAUAAUAUAUGAUUUGCAUGUAAGUCACAUCGCAAUACUAACAUGAUAUGAUGUGGAAAACAGACUAACUGUGUGUCAUUUUAUAUGGUCUGUCUGUUUAAGAGCCCAGCUGUUCAUUUUUGUCCUCUUAGAAGACAUUUGUUUAAGAGAGCAUCCAUGCCACUGACAACAUCUCACGCUUGUGGGUUUGGUGAUAACAACUCUUUUUCCUUCUCUUGGUUUAAAAAAAAAGAUGUCUGACAUUUUAAUAGCUUCUUUAAAUAAAAUUUCAGUGAUUUCUUUAUUGUUUUUUGCAAUGGACAUCAGGGUGUAGCAGAAAUAUUCCAUCUGUUGAGGAGACAUUACAGAUCAAUAGUAUAAGUUUUACAUUCAUCCAUUCUCUAAACUGUUUGUCCUAUGAAGGUUUGCAUAGAUACUGGAGUCUAUCCCAGUGUUUUACAUUAAAAACAUGUUAAUAUAAAAAACAGACUUCAAAAUUAUUGAUAAUAUUAAAAUCGCUAACAGGUGAAGUGAAUGACAUUGAUUAUCUCAUUGCAGGCACACCUGUCACGAGGUGGGAUGCACUAGGCAUUCUUGAAUUGCAUUUGUUGGAAGCUGGAAAAAAACAUAUUGUGGGGUGUUCCCGGUAUGCAGUGGUUACUAUUAUCUAUAAAAAGUGGUGCAAUGAAGGACAACUGGUGAACCAGUGUGAGGAUCAUGGGUGCCUAACGCCCCAUUCACAUGGGGCAUCGGCGUCAACAUCUCUCGUUUACUUUGAAUGGAGUGACGUCAAGUGUUGGCGAAAUGAAUUGUGGGUCUGCUGCAUCGCAUUUGGUCCAUUGCUCGCGGCAGAAGUUGAAAACUUUUCAACUUUACAAGCACCAACGCAGGC
This is a messenger RNA of Cyprinus carpio (common carp), 1773 nucleotides long. It is a transcript of the gene prtfdc1a, whose product is annotated as phosphoribosyl transferase domain containing 1a. The record is from RefSeq and is a predicted model, not a curated record. Gene Ontology annotation, biological process: purine ribonucleoside salvage; IMP salvage; guanine salvage. Gene Ontology annotation, molecular function: hypoxanthine phosphoribosyltransferase activity; magnesium ion binding. Lineage: Eukaryota; Metazoa; Chordata; Actinopteri; Cypriniformes; Cyprinidae.